Messenger RNA from Armigeres subalbatus, 588 nucleotides. RefSeq names its product histone H3-like. The transcript is spliced from 3 exons. Bases 1 to 588 code for a protein of 195 amino acids. The record is from RefSeq and is a predicted model, not a curated record. Lineage: Eukaryota; Metazoa; Arthropoda; Insecta; Diptera; Culicidae. Gene Ontology annotation, cellular component: nucleosome. Gene Ontology annotation, molecular function: DNA binding; structural constituent of chromatin; protein heterodimerization activity.
AUGGAAGAAUUAGUAGACAAACUACUAGCGGUCAAGCGAGCGUACGCUUUACCAACGUUGAAAGAAUUUGCAAGAUUCAUGGACGUUCUGGUAGCUGACGCUAGUGAAGUUACUGUCCUCUGUCCUGUCACAGCCGAAGAUGGAAAAGGAGGAAAGGCUCCUCGCAAACAGUUGGCCACCGAGGCUGCUCGUAAGAGCGCUCCACCAACUAGAGGAAUGAAGAAGCCUCAUCGAUACAGGCCAAGAACCGUUGCGCUGCGUGAGAUCUGCCGUUAUCAGAAGUCGACAGAGCUGUUAAUCCGCAAGUCCUUCCAGCACCUGGUCCGUGAAAUCGCUCAGGACUUUAAGACUAAUCUGCGCUUCCAAAACUCGGCAGUCAUGGCGCGGCAGGAAGCCAGCGAGGCAUACCUGGUCGCCCUGUUUGAGGAUACCAACUUUUGCUCCAUUCAUGCCAAGCGAGUCACGAUCAUGCGAAAGGAUAUUAAGGUGGUGCGUCCACCCUCAUCAGACAAGGACAAGUUGUUGGUAGCGUGCUUCGCCAAGGUGCAUAAUAAUCAAACGGAGAGCAACGAUGAUACUGAAUUGUAG